Molecule: messenger RNA, 888 nt
Organism: Theileria orientalis strain Shintoku
Lineage: Eukaryota; Apicomplexa; Aconoidasida; Piroplasmida; Theileriidae
Exons: 7
Coding region: 1-888 (295 amino acids)
Molecular function (GO): S-adenosylmethionine-dependent methyltransferase activity
Source: RefSeq, a predicted model, not a curated record
AUGGUGUUUAAGUUCCUGAAGUUGGAUAGGCUGUCGAAGUCGACCGUCAGAACAGUCGCAAUCGCAUUUGGAAUCUCGAAUGGAAUAGUAUUCUGCUACACAUACAAGACUCUAAGGGACAACAGGCCAAAGUUUGUAGAUAAGGGUCGACCUCCAGAAUCGCACAGGAUGGCCAUUUUUAACAAUAUGGCCAGCACGUACGACUCACUCUUCGACAAGCCCUUAGAGGCCAACAAGGUCAAUAAGGCUAAAAGGGUCAUACUGAAGAGCGCCAAGGGCCACGUUCUUGACGUGGCAUCCGGCACCCUGAACAACCUACCUUUCUAUAAGAACCUAGAGAGUCUCACAGCCAUAGAUAAGUCCCCUAACAUGUGUUACGAGAUGAGGAAAAAGAUAGGUAUGUUUGCAAUUGUUCUUGGUCCAAGGGAGAAACCGGAUUUUCCAGUGGUUGUAAUCCUAGGGGAUGUUCAGAGAAUACCCUUCAGAUCCUCUAGCUUUAACACGGUGGUGAGCACGCACACCCUAUGCUCAGUGGAGGACCCGGAGGCGAUGGUGUCGGAAAUCGAAAGAGUGAUGAAGCCCAGCGGGAAGCUACUGGCGGUGGAAAGAGGAAGGAUCUACUACGCGCCGCUGAGGAAACUGAUGCAAGCCCUGAAAAUAUACCCGAACCCUGGAGUGCCCUGGAAAAACGGCUACUACGAGGACAGAGAUCCCAUGGCGCUGAUUAAGACGAAGCUGGAAGUGUCCAAGUACGGAAUCUCGGGAUACGGGAUAAACUACUCAGUAAUCGCAAGGAAGGUGAACCGGGAGUUCACGGGCCUCACUGAGGAGCCGCAGAUUCUCCCAGAGGCCAGAGUCUUUUACACGUACGUGCCGCUGAGGGAUUGA